AUGGCGACAUUCGACCGCAAUCUUUGCACUCUGGCUACUUGUAGCGUGGAGAAGUUCGGCUGGUACCACUACGUUCCCAAUCUUGGAGCCAACGCCUUUUAUCUCGCCGUCUUUGCCAUCUUCGCCAUUAUUCAGCUCUACUUGGCUAUUAGAUACAGGGUUUGGGGCACUUUUGCUCUUGGACUUGUGCUCGGUUGCGUUACAGAGGCGAUUGGCUAUGCUGGUCGCGUUAUGCAGGCCCGAGGGGAUGGUAUUUUCAAGAAAAAAUACUUUGUGAUCCAGCUCGUAUGCCUUACCAUCGCGCCCGCUCUCAUCUCUGCUCCGAUUUAUCUCUCCCUCGGCCGAGUCGUCAAAGCAUACGGAAGACAGUUCUCUCUCAUGUCACCCAGAACAUAUGCAGUCAUUUUCAUCUGCUCUGAUGUUGUCUCGCUGAUCCUCCAAGCUAUGGGUGGAGGUCUUGCCGCUACUGGAAAGACACAGAAGAAGGUCGACACUGGCGUGCACAUUCUGGUAGCAGGAUUGGCCUAUCAAGUGCUUUCCUUGGCUGUCUUCAUUGGUCUGGCGACUCAUCUUUGGUCUCGCGUCCGCCGCAUGGGCACUAAAGACGCUAACCCCCGAUUUACCGAACUACGAGCUUCUCGACAGUUGAAGUCAUUUAUCUGGGCUUUGAGCAUUGCUACCAUCACCAUCACAAUCCGUUGCAUCUAUCGUGUAGUUGAGCUCUCUGGUGGCUUCAAGUCUGAGGCUGCCAACGAUGAACCUUCUCUCAUGGUCCUUGAUGGUCCCAUGAUCAUGGCAGCCCUCCUUGCACUGACCGUCUGCCACCCAGGACCCCUGUUUUUUGGAGACUGGAAGCGACUGGGUCAGGACUCUGGAUAUCCUGAAAUCGGCGAGGAGAUUGAGCAGGUCAAGCAGGAUGUUGAGCUGCUGGCUGGCUAA
This is a messenger RNA of Fusarium oxysporum Fo47, 939 nucleotides long. Its product is annotated as RTA1 like protein-domain-containing protein. Gene Ontology annotation, cellular component: plasma membrane; fungal-type vacuole. The record is from RefSeq and is a predicted model, not a curated record. The transcript is spliced from 4 exons. The coding region runs from base 1 to 939 and encodes 312 amino acids. Lineage: Eukaryota; Fungi; Ascomycota; Sordariomycetes; Hypocreales; Nectriaceae.